Podarcis lilfordi (Lilford's wall lizard) is the source of this 2028-nucleotide messenger RNA. Lineage: Eukaryota; Metazoa; Chordata; Lepidosauria; Squamata; Lacertidae. The record is from the annotation of a GenBank genome assembly.
AUGGUGGAGGUUCAUGAGAUGGUGACCUCUCAGGGUAAGGAUCCUUUCGCCUUCAUUAAUAGUUAUAAUAGGUAUGGGUUCCUCAGUGGCUCAGAGUGCCUUCCUUCAGCUCCGCUAAAGGAGGUCACAGUGUUCGUAUUUCUCCCAAGUUAGAGGCCAGAAGCCUGGCUGAGAAUAAAUAUUCUUGCUUCUCUGCUACAAUUAGCCAGUGAAGGCUUCUGGGUUGCCUCUCUGUGGAAGAGCAUUCUUUAGGUGGGGAGCCAGCACUAAAAGACGCAUUCCGUAUUGCCUCUCUUUGCACCUCAAUUGGAGAGGGCACUGUGAGAAGGACCUCUGAUGAUGAGUGCAGGCUCUAGGUGGAUUCAUGAGAAGCAGUCCUUGAGUUAAAGGUAAAGGUAAAGGGACCCCUGACCAUUAGGUCCAGUCGUGACCGACUCUGGGUUGCGGCGCUCAUCUCACUUUAUUGGCUGAGGGAGCCGGUGUACAGCUUCCGGGUCAUGUGGCCAGCAUGACUAAGCCGCUUCUGGCGAACCAGAGCAGUGCACGGAAAUUCCGUUUACCUUCCCGCCGGAGCGGUACCUAUUUAUCUACUUGCACUUUUGACGUGCUUUCGAACUGCUAGGUUGGCAGGAGCUGGGACCGAGCAACGGGAGCUUACCCCAUCGCAGGGAUUCGAACCGCCAACCUUCUGAUCGGCAAGUCCUAGGCUCUGUGGUUUAACCCACAGCGCCACCUGCAUCCCUUCAGUCCUUGAGUUACAUAGGUCAAAAUCAGCACCUUGAAUUGAAGACAGCAACCCAGAAAAGGUUUUAUGUGCUCAGAGCAUCUUGCACCGGUCAUCACUCUGUAGUUUCUGAACGGUCUUCUAAAGCAGCCUGAAGUAUAAUGCAUUGUGGCAAUCUAGCGUGGAGAAUGGUGGAAAAAGCAUACUAAAAAUCUUCUGUGUGGGGGAUCCUAAUUUGUAGACUACUUGAGUAUCUUGUUAGUGAUAUUGGUUUCUAUUGAUGUAUUGGUUUGUUUGUUGCAUGUCCCCCCCCCCUCACCCCACGAGACCUCCAAGGAGUGCAGAGCCGCCACCCCCCAUCCACUGGCAAAGAGCCUUUUCAGAUCCUGACAAACCUGAGUGGUGGAAUGUCUGCCCUCUUGUGGACAUGCCCUUGUUGGGGGAUGAUCCUUUUCGGGACUUGGCUGGAGGGGAGAGGACUCACAAAGCUUUGCUGCCCAUCCCACUUCGCCCCUGGAGGCCGGGGAGACUAGCAGCAAAGCUGAGCAGUGACGCCCCUUUGGGGGAGACACCUGAGGCAGCCGCCCCACACAGGCCCAUAGGCAGGCAGGCUCUGUUGAUGUUAUUGCCUGCUGGUUUAAAUUGUUUUAUUUAUGGCUUGGUUAAUCUUAGGGACUGCUCACCAGGACUUUUCUGAUACAAAUAACCCUUCAUUAAAUGGUGAUAUUUCAUUAAAACCAGGUAUCACACCAUUGAUUUUUAUGUAAAACACCUUUAACAUAGUGCCAGGCCUUGAGUUUUGAUAAGGAAACAGCUGUAUCAACCUUUAUUUUAAAUUUUUUAUUCCAUCAGGAGAUGUUUGGGGGGUCCUGGAUGAGGAGGAGCCAUCAGAAGUCUGGCCAGAAAGAGGUGAGGCGCAAGAGAACGAAAGGAAGUUGGGGGUUCAAGAUGGAGCCAACAAACAAGAGAGGAGAGAAACAGUGAAGCCAAGGGAUGAACACAGUGUUUCCCAAGAAGAUGAAAAUCAACUUAACAGGGUGGAGAAAAAACAUGAAUGUACUGUGUGCGGAAAGAGAUUCUGUAGUCGCUCAGCCCUUGCUACACAUCAAAGCGUACACUCAGGUGAAAAACCUUAUGAAUGCAUGGAGUGUGGAAAGAGAUUCAGAAACAGUGGCCAACUUAAUGUGCAUCAGAUAACUCAUACAGGGGAGAAACCUUAUGAAUGCAUGGAGUGUGGAAAAUGCUUCAGAUCCAGUAGCUACCUUACUUUGCAUCAAAGAACUCAUACAGGGGAAACCUUAUAA